Messenger RNA from Saxophila tyrrhenica, 1602 nucleotides. RefSeq lists its product as uncharacterized. The coding region runs from base 1 to 1602 and encodes 533 amino acids. The transcript has a single exon. Gene Ontology annotation, biological process: lipid metabolic process. Lineage: Eukaryota; Fungi; Ascomycota; Dothideomycetes; Mycosphaerellales; Extremaceae. The record is from RefSeq and is a predicted model, not a curated record. Gene Ontology annotation, molecular function: phosphoric diester hydrolase activity.
AUGCCCAGGUCUUUGACUAUACGCAACCUCACUUCGAUCCCACUGAGUCUGACACUCGUACAACGCUUCGAGUCUGGAAGCAAUGGUGACUCCAGCGACAAAAGGGGCAUUGACGACAAACUCAAAAGUCUAGCAGGCAAUUUUACGAAAUUGAUGCAAGACAGAAUUCCUGGAGGGAGCGAAAGGAAGAGGCUCAAAGCUGGAACAUCUGGCGAUGCCAAACCCUUCAAACAAGACGAAGUUGAGGUGGAGCUGGAGCCCUUCCGGACGAAGAAGACACAGAUCUCAGCACCACUAGGACAGAUCCUACGCCUCACCAUCGAAGCAGAAGAAAAGGGUGAAUGGCAUGUCGAUGUGCCCACACCUUCUGGCCGGUCUACGCCUCUCAUCCCUGCUUCUUCUGAACCUGGACAUGAGUUCACUGCCAUCUAUAACAGCAAGACGGCUGUCCUUGCACUAUUCGACAGCACCUACCUCAGAAAAUGGAUGAACGCCUUUCCAGACGCAACGCCGCUAUCUGCUCUCAGUCUGCCCGGAACCCACAACUCUCCCACUUGCCACCAAGCAUUGCCGUCCGUACGAUGUCAAGCUGUUUCGCCAUUGAAGCAGCUGGAAAAUGGCGUGCGAUUCCUCGACGUCCGUGUGCAGGUGAACGAUGCAGACAAGGGGGUCAAUUCAGAUGCUCUCGAGCUGGUCCACGCGGCGUUUCCCAUAUCACUCACCGCAUCUGCAAAAGCGAAAAGUCUUUUCGACGACGUUUACGGCUUCUUGGACAGGAAUCCAAGCGAGACCGUAAUCAUGUCCCUCAAGCGGGAAGGACGAGGCAGUGGUACCGACGAGAUCUUCUCUGAGAGGCUACAGAAACACUACAUCAACGCCAACCCACAAAGAUGGCACACCCGUACCGGUAUCCCUAGGCUAGGUGAGGUGCGAGGGAAGAUAGUGCUCUUACGACGCUUUGGUCUCUCAGAAAAGCUGCAUCGAGAAGUCCACGGCAAAGGCGGCUUUGGCAUCUACGGCUCAUGGGCGGACAACACUCCAAAUCACCUCAACGGCGACAUCCAGAUUCAAGACUUCUACGAAGUCACAGAUACCGAGAACAUCGACAAGAAAAUCCAAAUCGUCUGCGAGCAUUUCGAACGAGCAGGCGCUGCUGUGCAUCCGAUCGGUGCGCCUCACACGGCCGCAGAGGGUCCAAAGCAGCCACUCUUCAUCAACUUCCUGAGUGCUUCCAAUUUCUGGAAACCAGGUUGUUGGCCGGAGAAGAUUGCUGCUAAGAUGAAUCCAGCGAUCACACAGUUCUUGUGUGAGAAGCAUGAUAUUGGCGAUAAAGGGGUUGACGCACCUAAUCAGAAAGCUGAAGGUGACGGAGGCUUGGGGGUUGUGGUGUGUGACUGGGUUGGUGAUCAUGAUGACUGGGAUUUGGUUAGAGCAAUAGUGGGCAUGAAUUCGAGGCUCCUGCUGAGGCUGCAGCAGCAAGAGGAUGAAGAAGACGAGGGCGAUGAUAGCAAUAAUACCAGGAGAGGUGGUAGAAGGGGCAGAGGCCGCGGGAGAGGUGGCAGAGGCCGUAGAGGUGGACGCGGAGCGCGAGGCGGUGGUUGA